AUGUCGAAGUUCCCGGUGCCGUUGAGAACGAUUGGUGGGCUCCGUCCAUCGGCCACCGCCGCCAUUUCAGCGGCCAAUAUCGGUUUCACACAAUCGAGCCGCGCCUUGAACACCUCUACGAAGAGCUCCGCUCUCGUUGGACAAGUUGCUCGCCAAUACCCAAAUGCGGCCGCUUUCAGCAUUAAGCAGGUUCGCCUUUACAGCAGCAACAACCUGCCAAAGCACAACCGAGUAGCUCUCCCAGCGCUGUCGCCAACUAUGGAACUCGGAACUGUUGUCAGUUGGCAAAAGAAAGAAGGAGAUCAGCUCAGCGAGGGAGAUUUGCUCUGCGAAAUUGAAACCGACAAGGCCACUAUGGGAUUCGAAACUCCAGAAGAGGGAUAUUUGGCCAAGAUUUUGAUUCAAGAAGGAUCGAAAGACGUUCCAAUUGGAAAACUUCUCUGUAUCAUUGUUGAAAAUGAAGCCGAUGUCGCUGCUUUCAAAGACUUCAAGGAUGAUGGAGCUGCCGCCGGAGGAGAUUCAUCCGCUAAGAAAGAAUCUGCUCCUGAACCACCAAAGCAAUCCUCCCCACCAGCUGCUUCUUCUCCACCAACUCCAAUGUACCAGGCUCCAUCUAUCCCAAAGUCUGCUCCAAUUCCACCACCAUCAUCCGGAAGAGUUUCCGCUUCUCCAUUCGCAAAGAAACUUGCCGCUGAGCAAGGACUCGACUUGAGCGGUGUUUCUGGAAGUGGACCAGGAGGAAGAAUUCUUGCUUCCGACCUUUCGCAAGCUCCAGCUAAAGGAGCUACAUCAACGACAAGCCAGGCGUCUUCUGGCCAAGAUUACACUGAUGUUCCAUUGUCAAAUAUGAGAAAGACUAUUGCUAAGAGACUCACUGAGAGCAAGUCGACGAUUCCACAUUAUUAUCUUACUAGUGAAAUUCAAUUGGAUACUCUUCUUCAAGUUCGUGAGAAACUCAACGGUCUUCUCGCGAAGGGAACAUCUGGACAUGCUACCAAAAUUUCCAUCAACGACUUCAUCAUCAAGGCAUCUGCUCUUGCCUGCCGACGUGUUCCAGAAGCCAACAGCUACUGGAUGGACUCCUUCAUCCGUGAGAACCAUCACGUCGACGUCUCAGUGGCCGUCAGCACUGCAGCCGGUUUGAUCACUCCAAUCGUCUUCAAUGCUCACGCCAAGGGACUCGCCACUAUUGCCUCCGAAGUUACCGAGUUGGCACAGAGAGCUCGUGAAGGAAAGUUGCAGCCACACGAAUUCCAAGGAGGUACUUUCACUGUCUCCAACCUCGGAAUGUUCGGAUCGGUCUCUGACUUCACUGCUAUUAUCAACCCACCACAAUCAUGCAUUUUGGCCAUUGGAGGAGCUUCCGACAAACUGAUUCCAGAUGAAGCUGAAGGAUACAAGAAGAUCAAGACCAUGAAGGUGACACUGUCAUGCGAUCACCGAACUGUCGACGGAGCUGUUGGAGCCGUCUGGCUUCGUCACUUCAAGGAGUUCCUCGAGAAGCCACACACCAUGCUUCUCUAA
Molecule: messenger RNA, 1524 nt
Organism: Caenorhabditis briggsae
Lineage: Eukaryota; Metazoa; Nematoda; Chromadorea; Rhabditida; Rhabditidae
Gene: Cbr-dlat-1
Product: Protein CBR-DLAT-1
Exons: 4
Coding region: 1-1524 (507 amino acids)
Biological process (GO): pyruvate decarboxylation to acetyl-CoA
Cellular component (GO): pyruvate dehydrogenase complex
Molecular function (GO): dihydrolipoyllysine-residue acetyltransferase activity
Source: RefSeq, a predicted model, not a curated record